This is a messenger RNA of Cryptomeria japonica (Japanese cedar), 1344 nucleotides long. RefSeq lists its product as uncharacterized. Bases 141 to 1100 code for a protein of 319 amino acids. The transcript is spliced from 5 exons. The record is from RefSeq and is a predicted model, not a curated record. Lineage: Eukaryota; Viridiplantae; Streptophyta; Pinopsida; Cupressales; Cupressaceae.
AAAGCUGGGUGCAUCCUGAAUUAGAAUGGAAGACGCCAUAGUUUUGUUCAAUUUUUUCAUCUUUAGUCUUAAUUGGUCCAAGUCAUUUUCAAGCAACGGUUGCAUUGCAGUCGAUUUUGCGUGACCCAAGAUCACUAUUGAUGAAUCCCAAGAUGAUAGAGGGAGGAAUGAUGUUGCCGAGGUUGGGGAAAGUAAUUGGAGGCAGAGCAGGUGCAGCUUCGUUUCGGCAGAGCUGUAGCGCCGGCAACAGUUCUUCUUCAUUGAAGCUCAAGGCUGACUCUUGCUCUUUCACAGAUGAAGAUGACGAUGCUCGGAGUAUCUCUUUGUGGAGUUGGGGUGAAGAAGAGGCGCAAGACUGGUAUGAGGAUCAUUUUGUGUUUAGAGGAGAAAUGUCCUUCGCUUUUGACUCUCCCCCCACCAGACAGGAAGUGGAGGAGGCAGUCUCUGACUUGAAGUCUGCAUUUCCCUUUUCUGGUUCACAGUGUCAUCAAGCUUCAUUGCCACUGUCAUCAGAGGAGUACAGUAAUGAUCCAGCUGGAGUUGCAGAGUCCUUGGAGACCAAUACUAGAUCUUGCAAAACUGUGUUUGAUUGGAUAGAACCAGAAUUGCAUUUCAGCAAUUGUAGAGCUGUGCAACCAAUGGGACACAAGCAUGUACUUGAUGCAUUUCAAUUACUGCAAAAUAGCCCUACAGUUCAGGGAAUGGUCAUUUCAUUAGCAUCAGAUAAGGCCAUUUGGGAUGCUGUACUAAAAAAUGAGAAGGUUAUAGAAUUCAGAAAGUCACUUCAAAAAGGAGGGUCAAAGGUACAGGAAGAAACUGAAGGAUCAGUUAAUGCUUCUGCUGAAACUAAAGGAUCAGACGAUGCUUCUAUUAAUGGAAAGACAAAUUUGUUUAUUCAAACUGCUGAAAAUAUCAAGCUGAAGGUCGCUGAAUAUAUGGAGAAAAUCACAGAACUUAUCCACCACAUUCUUGGGUUUUCAGUCAAGAAGGGCUUUGCAGGAAAUGAUGGAGAUAACCUAGAUAAUACUGUCAAGUCCUCUUUGAUGCUCUCUAUUGCUGUUCUCUUGGUUGUCUUGGUCAAAAGUGGCCAACAGAUUUGAUAUUGUUGCUGCUAAAAGUACAACCAGUAAUUUGCUGACAUGACAUCAUGUAAAUAUAGCCGGGCCAUUGUUUUCAGUGGUUAUCACCAAAAUGUCCACACAUUCCUAUGAAAACUAGAAAAUAAUGCUUUCUCAGCUGACUUUCAAUAAAGCUUUCUGUUCUACCUAAAAAUUAGAUGAUGCAUUCUGAAUCAAGAAAUUAGCUCAUUUUUAUUGGGCAUGAUCAUGUCUUCCAAAUGUUUUA